GAACUUUGUUUGGAUGAAGCAGUGCUGGACUUUGAAAUGCCAGAACCUGUUGAUGAGGAACCAGAUAAUAUUCCUGGGCAGCGUAGAGUUGUGUCUGAGGAGGACCUGGUUGGUAAAAGAGCCAAUAUCGCCUUCAAUGACAACCUCCUUACACUUGCCAACCACUUGAGUUUGCCCAUGAAAAAGUGCAGCCACAGGGACAAACAGUCUGGAGCAUGCCCUGGUGCUCGGCCAUUUCGGAUCAAUCUCAAACCAAGAGGGACUGGCGUCAUUUUGGAAUGGCUGUGUCCCUUUGGACACGUAGUGUGGCAGUGGAAUUCACAGCCGACACUAAAGUUCGGCAUGCAGGGUGGUGAUUUUCUGCUGUCCAUGAACAUUCUGCUGUCAGGCAACAACUACAGAAAAGUGGCCCUCCUGUUCAAAUUCAUGAACAUGGGUAUGGUUGCAGAGGGCACACACUUCAGGCUGCAGGAUGCCUACUGCAUAGAGCCUGUGCAGGAAUACUGGGAGAAAACCAGGGCGGAAGUCCUAGAGCGCUUGCAUGAAAAGGACCAUGUUGUUGUCUUGGGUCAGUUUUCUCUUGAUUGCAUUUAUAUAUUCGUGAAAAACCAACUGUCAAAUUCAAGUGGGAACUUCGGCUCUAAUAUUCUUUAUUUCUGUUUGCUCUAUUCACUAGGUGAUGGCAGAAUGGAUUCUCCUGGUCAUUGUGCCCAGUUUUGCACCUACACCACUCUAGAGCAAGACUCCAGCGAUAUAGUUUACAUUGUUUCGGUUGACAAACGUGAGACUAGCCGAAAUUCUGUGAUCAUGGAGAGGGAGUGCUUUACAAGGACCAUGGAUGUGCUGCUCCAGGAACUUCCCAUUAAAGAAGUGGUCACUGAUGCCCACCCCCAGAUCUCUGCCUUGCUAAGUAAGGACUUCCUCAUCCUCAUUUUGCUAAUGUCCAUGUGAUGUCUUGGCUUCAAAAGUCCUUAGAAAAUGUGUAGGAUUCUGCCUGUCGUUAGCAACCGCCUGAUUUAGGACGGAAACGGAUAUCAGAGAUUUAUCAAUAGGACCGGUCAGUGUAAACAUAUCAUUUCUAUGUCUGUGCAGAGAGACCGUCUUGUCUGAACCGGUUGUCUUUUAGUAAAAGACACCAGCUUGAACACAAUUCGAGAUGGAUACCCCCAGUUGGUUCACCAGGUCAAUUGUAGCAUUGGUGUUAAUCUU
Messenger RNA from Gadus macrocephalus (Pacific cod), 1209 nucleotides. RefSeq lists its product as uncharacterized. The coding region runs from base 37 to 951 and encodes 304 amino acids. The transcript is spliced from 3 exons. The record is from RefSeq and is a predicted model, not a curated record. NCBI's taxonomy places the organism in Eukaryota, Metazoa, Chordata, Actinopteri, Gadiformes, Gadidae.